Messenger RNA from Lactuca sativa (garden lettuce), 697 nucleotides. RefSeq lists its product as uncharacterized. The record is from RefSeq and is a predicted model, not a curated record. Lineage: Eukaryota; Viridiplantae; Streptophyta; Magnoliopsida; Asterales; Asteraceae. Gene Ontology annotation, cellular component: oligosaccharyltransferase complex.
GUUGUAUAUCGUCACGGUCAUUUCACACUCUUUACCGUCUAUACUCUACACCAACAGAAUAUCUACUUCAAAACGGCAAACCCCUUAAAUCAGAAACCCUAACCAACCGAUUUUCCUCCGAGACAUCCAUGGAUCCACUCUUCCAUGUUCUCAACGUCCUACCUUUCUCCUUCCUCCGGCCACCGCGUCUCCGCCUCAAACUCCCAACCAUAACCCUCCCUUCCCCUAUGACCGUAUUCUCCCUCGUCCUCCUCACAUACUUCAUGGUUGUCUCCGGUGUCGUCUACGAUGUCAUCGUCGAGCCUCCAGGCAUCGGAUCGACUCAAGAUCCGCGAACUGGCACCGUCCGACCAGUUGUUUUCAUGUCCGGCAGAGUCAACGGGCAGUACAUUAUUGAAGGACUUUCUUCCGGCUUCAUGUUUGUGCUAGGCGGAAUGGGAAUUAUACUCAUGGACCUCGCGAUCUCCCCGAAUCGUGCCAAGAGUCUAAAGAUCUCGUUCGCUGGUGCUGGGAUCUCGUUCGUGGUUAUUGCCUAUGUGAUGAGUAUGCUCUUUCUUCGUAUUAAGAUUCCUGGUUAUCUCCGUUGAUUUAGAUUUGUUUUCAAUUGGAAAAAUGAGGCUUAUAAUGUUUACGUUUUAUGAUCAAUUAGACUUCUAGCAGUUGAAAUGUUGAAUACUCCAUUUCAUGCUUUGGUUAA